Molecule: messenger RNA, 2020 nt
Organism: Diachasma alloeum
Lineage: Eukaryota; Metazoa; Arthropoda; Insecta; Hymenoptera; Braconidae
Gene: corto
Product: midnolin homolog
Exons: 1
Coding region: 273-1652 (459 amino acids)
Source: RefSeq, a predicted model, not a curated record
CACAUCCUGGGUGGUAACGUGAAGGGAUAAAGCCCGCUGGUAGCCUUCCAUGUGCAUCAUUGUUUCCACCUAUUGUCCGGUGGUAAGAAAAUCCAAGGCACGAUGAGAACGUGACGCAAGUCAGUAGCCCCUGGCCACUGAGGGAGAAGGGCGUCGUCCAAACUAUCAGCCAACGUCCAGCCGUCGCUCCUGUAAUUUCCAUAGCAUUUGGAAUUUCGAUGCGAUAAACCGCCCGAGAGAACGUCCCUUGAAUCAUCAACGAGAGACUAAAAAUGGCGGCGGCAUGUUACGAGAAGGAAGUCUCCAUCGAGAGUAUAAAUAGCCACAGUUUGGGGCCCAAUGCCCACCACCACUUUCAUCAUCACUCGCACCAUCAUCAUCAUCAUCACAGAAGUGGAAAUGUUGGUACGGGUAAUAGCAGCAGUACAACGUCUUCCUCGACGCCAGUGUCGUCGGGAAAUCGCUCGUCGAUCUCUGGUGUUACGGUGAUAGGGCAGGGAAUAGUGUCGCCGACGGUUGCCAACGAUAUUGUCAUUGCUGGGGGUAGUACGUACAAAGGGGAGCCAACGCCCGUUGGUAAUUUCAAGGACUACGCCCAGCCAUUGCACGUUGAUUGCAGUGUUGAGUAUGAAUUGCCGAGCCAGGCUAAACCACCACCAGGAGGUGGUGAGCCCCUUCUCAUGAUUCAUCCCUGUUACUACAGACGUGCUGAACGCGAGAGGCGGAGUCCCUUUGUCAAUAAUUUACCACCAAUGGUGGCAUCCUCUGGGCGAAAGACCAGUAGACGCGAUAACUCAGUCAGUCAGAGUCACGUUGCCAAGGGUAUGACUGGGGGUGAUGCGGCGUCAGUGGCAAUGGCUGUUGUUGCAACAGCCACAGCCGCUGUCACCUCGAGCGCCCACACCAAUGCCAAUUCGACGAUUCUACUUGGCGAUGCAUUGACAGCCUCCUCGCCCUCCACCAUUGCGAUCAAUACGCUGAUGCACAGAAAGCAAACGAGACGCGAUGACGAUUGCAAUAAUCAGGAUAACGAGAUUGAUAAGAAACGACUGAGCCAGCAGCAUCGCGCUGCAGCCUUUUCAACAGUGCCGAAUGCUGGUAAUCUCACGACUGCCGAUGAAAAGGCCGUCAUAUCGGGGAUUUAUCAGCACUACUUUCGGGCAAUGCGCUCGCAUCACCAGCCCCAUCAUCAUCAUCUGCAUCAGGAUGUUGAUCAGGGCCAUACACAAGUGCCACAGCAGCAUCAUCAUCUAUAUGAGGACGCUCACCUACACGUUAAUACAGCAACAGCACUGACAGCUGCCAGUCCAGCGCCUGCAUCGUUCAUUCAAAAUUUUCAAAUGCCCGCCGAUCCUGUAUCAACAACAUCCUCACGCAGACGCACCACUAAUCAACAUCAUCCCUAUCGGCGAGGGUGCUCGAUAUCUCGUGCACCAACAGCAGCCAUUCCCACUAUACCCUCGUCCCCGAGCUCAAGUGUGUAUGCAACAGCUAUGAAUAGGCAUAGAGAGGCAUCCCUUCAGGCAUUGAGAAUGGCUGCUGCUGCUGUUGCUGCAGCCGCUGCCGCUGCCACUGGUGGUAGCACUAACAAUGGUACAACCGGCAGUUUCUACGAAGCACCAGCGUACAGAGCACUACUACCAAGAAGCUAGGACCCGGCAAAAUUACCCUACAACACUAGUAUCAUCACGUCAAAGGUAUCAUCGUCAUUGCGCUCACACCAAAAUUCAAUUAUCAAUUGUGUAAUUAUCGUAACGAUCAGCCUAGUCGUUUUAGUUUUACCUCAGACAUUAACGUUAUACAUUUUGGCCGCGCUGUUGCCUUCUCUAUUAUCAUCAUCAUCAGUAUCAUCAGACGCAUCGCAGUCCAAUCCCGCUGAAGUUACGAACAAUAAAACCACGAGUAAGAUAAUAUCGUACAGCACGAACGAUUUUCGCUCCGGCUUGUCUCCCCACCCGCUCCCUCCCAGCGUUCGUAUUAUCGUCGGUCCCUUUUUACCCUCCGCCCCCUCCCCCUCCCC